Prosopis cineraria is the source of this 3068-nucleotide messenger RNA. RefSeq lists its product as uncharacterized. The coding region runs from base 558 to 2690 and encodes 710 amino acids. The transcript has 6 exons. NCBI's taxonomy places the organism in Eukaryota, Viridiplantae, Streptophyta, Magnoliopsida, Fabales, Fabaceae. The record is from RefSeq and is a predicted model, not a curated record.
UUGCUAAGAGUUCCAUCGUCUUUUUGUUGGGAUUUAAGCGGAGGAAAAAAAAAACAUAAACUUUAUUUCUUUCUCCAUCAUGGUGAACUCCUACGUGCUUUGGUUUUAAAAUUAACAGAAUCAUUUAUAUGAUUCAUAUUGUUUGCUGAUUGUCUCAAGCGGCGGGUUUACUGAUUCAAUGGGUUGUGUAACAUCACCAUUUAACGGACAAUAAUUAGGUUUAGGUUGGAGGAAUUGUCUUUAAUCCAGGGCAUAUGUGAGUUCUUGCAGUUAUAAAUUUAUGCGCCAAACAUUUUUAAUAAAUUCCCCCCCCCCCCAACUGAAGUCUGCUGUUUGUGCUGUGUGAAAUAUGUAGCUUCUUUGUUAGUCGAAGGAAUUCUUUUUUGGCCAUUGUUUUGUGAUUUUCUACCUUGUGUAAAAGAAUUAGCUUGAUUCUCAUGUCGUGUGUGAACUGUUCCUUCUCUCAAAUUGAAUUUACUGUGCAGAACAAUUGCCGCGGCGCAUACGACGUAAGAUAGUUUUGCAUUUUCUUGACGUUGAAAACUAUUGGGUUACCUAUGGACAACACAUCUGAAUCUUCAUCAACUCGUCCAUGGCUCUGGGUCAUUGAAGCCCUAGCGAGUUGUGAGAAAAUAGACAACUCUACUUUUCAAGUUUUGAUCGAAGUAGCCCCUGUAGUGCCCAGUGAUGUUGGGAAAAACACAAGGGAAUUGGUUGCCAGGAGAUGUUUGGAGGGCUUGUUUGGUUCUGCUGGUGGCUUGAAUUUUGAUGCUUCCUCUAGCCUGGAUUCAAGACUUGGGUUUGAUGUUUCAAGUAGUUGUGAAGAUGUCCUCCGUCAAAUAUUGCACGAGGUACCAUUGUCAAGUGCGGAAAUAGCUGGAGAAGUGAGUUUGAAACGGGAUGUAUACUCGUUUAUGACGCACAAAAGAGAUGGCUCUAUUAAAUUGGAAUUGGAGCAGCUGAAAGAGUCAGUCAUUGAAAGUACUCAUCCAUGUGCUGAUCGCUUAAAAGAAAGUAGUGGGCUGACACUUCAGAAUCAGGAUUAUUCAGUGCCUGCAAAUGAUGUCAAAUGCAAUGAUGUUUCUGAAAGGGGUAAUGAGAGUAACAUGGAAGCAAAACAGAACUCAUCAUCAAAAGAACAUUCACAUAGUAAGAAUUUUCCACCCUCUAAGAGAAAUAGAGAUCACUCAGUUGAUGUGCAUGAUAUCCAAUAUUUGCAUGAGAAGCAAGUUGAUGUAGAAGAAUGUGAUGGUUUCCUAAGAAGUGAAAAGAAAAAUAAAUGCUAUCCACCUUCUAAUAUUGAGUUCAAGAAUGAUAAGAGUUGCCAAACCACAUUUUUCCUUGAAACUAAGGAUGAUAAUGAACAUCAUAUUGUGCCCAUUCCUGCAAGUAUUGAUGAUCCAGAAAAAGUUAAAAAUAAGAGGAGCAAGUCUCAAUCUGAACAGGAAAUAGAUACUCAACAGAAGGAACCCAAUCCUGCCUAUCCAAAUCGCACAUGGCAGUUGGUUUUUCGUGAUGAAGUUUCUGUUGAUUCUUUUAAUGGCCUUGGAGCAGAGCACCCUGAAAUGACUGAUUUUGCAGCCAAAAGACAUGAAUUAUUUAGCUCUUGCUGCAUAUCUAGUCAUGAUUUCUCAGCAAAUACCGAGUGGAGAGGCCAAAAUCUUUGUAUGAAGUGUAAUGAAGGUGGUCAAUUACUGGUUUGUAAAACAACUACUUGCCAAUUAAAGGUUCAUGAAAGCUGUUUGAGUAAGCUUGCUCAAUUUGAGGGAAAGGCAGACUUUUUGUGCCCAUUUUGUACGUAUUCUUCUGCUGUUUCGGAAUAUCUUGAAGCAAAGAAGGAGGUUUUAGUGGCAAGGGAAGAACUAUGUACCUUCCUUGGCAAGGGUACAGAGAAUCAAGAAAUGGAUCUCCUUGAAGUUCUUAGAAAAGAAAAUAACAAUUCAAUACAGGAUAAGUGUGAAAAUAUUCUUGUCAAAGACAAUGGAAACGACCAGAUAUUAGGAACAGGGAGAAAAGACAAUCAAGAACAUUUAAAUGAAGUCAGUGAUCUUCAGUUCGAAAGAAGCCAGCAACAAGCAGAGUCUCCCACACCAAGUGAUAAUAUCCUCCCGUUUUGCGAGAAAGAGGGAAUUGUAAACAAUGGGAUGGAUACUGUUUUAAAUGGAGAAGAAAUGGGUAAAAUGAGCACAGAAAUUUCAAGUGUUGAAAAAGUGGAAGAAAGCCGAGAGGCAGCAGACCAUGUAACUGUUGGUGAUGGCUUAUUUCAUCAUGUUCCCUCUGUUAAGCAAAACACUACAGGAGAAGAAAAUCAGAAAGAAAUGACUGAAGAAUGCAGCACAGAUCGAUCAGAAGAGCCUGUUUGCGCACAUUAUAAUGAAGAGAAUGUUUCUGAAGAUGGUAGUGAAAAGCAUGUAAAUUCUAGAUACUCCAUGAGAUCCCGAAAGUAUAAAACACAAUGCAAGCCACAACUAAUCCCUCUGUUAAGAAAACGAAAGAAUGUUCCAUGGACAGCUGAGGAGGAAGCCAUACUAAUGGAGGGAGUGCAGAAGUUUGGGAUGAGUGAUCAGCAACGAAUCCCAUGGAAGCAAAUCUGGGAAUUCGGUUCUCAUGUGUUUCUAAGUGAUCGUAGACCAGCAGAUCUGAAAGAUAAAUGGAAGAAUAUAUGCAAAGCAAAAAGAAAAUUAAAAUGAAAGAGCACACAGUAUCUUGGCCAUACUCCUAUGAUUGGUCAUGUUUAUAUAAUUAUAUGCUCUUCAUAUUUUCAGCCAACUGGGGGGCAAAUAGUUAGGUUUGGUUGAAUUUAGGUUGGAUAAAAAAAAAAAAAAGUUCCGGUGAAUAUCUAUGUAAUUAUGGAUGACCCUUCUAAAAAGAUGAUGAUUUUUAAUUCCUUUAUUAGUUGGGUAGUUGCAAUCUUCCAUUAUGUUUUAGUUGUUUUAUCGUUAAUGUAAGGAGGGUUUUUUUUUUUUUUUUUUUUUAAUGGCAAAAGUGGUGGUUAUAGUUUGUAUGUAACAUCACUGGUAUCUGUACUCUUAUAAACGGAUUAAUUUACCAAAUGUUGCCUGUUGAAU